GGGAACGCGACUUGAAAGACAUGACCAGAAGCACAACAAGGACGAGUAGACGAGGAGGACGAAGACAAAGAAGAAGAAGAAAAAAUCAGUCAAGCAGAGUGAGAAGCUCCUGAGGAGAGAAAUCUAUCAUCUUUAUCUCUUUGCUUCCUUUGAUCUGAUCGGAAAAAUCUACAAACCUGAAAGAAGAAAAAAGAUUCCUUUUUCAAAAAAAAAAAAUUGUUCGAAUCUGAAGCAAGUUCUGUCUUCGUUGUUACUACCGAACCAAUCUCGAGCUGAGUUUGCAUCGAUUCGAUAUGGUUAGACACUUUGGUCGCUAGAUUCACUGCAGAGAGGUUCUUUUGAUCCAAUUCUAUUAUUGGGCACCUAUAAAAAUUAGGUCUUUUGAGAUGGAUGAAGUGGUGGCUGCUCCUAUUUUCAUUCACCAAUCACUUUCUCCGAUGGGGAAAAAACGUAAUCUUUAUCACCAGAUGCAAUCUCAGCCUCAUCCGCAGCGUAGAGACGAGUGGAGCUCUAAGAUGUGGGAUUGGGAUAGCCGGAGAUUUGAAGCUAAACCGGUGGAAGCUGAGGUUGUUAGGCUUCAGUUUGAUUCAAACGGAGAUGAAAAGGGACUUGAUUUGAAUCUGGGGAGUUGUGUUAACGCAGUGGAGGAGGCAGGUAGACCGAGCAAGAAGGUUCGGUCUGGAUCUCCGGGGAACUAUCCUGUGUGUCAGGUGGAUAAUUGUAGUCAAGAUUUGUCUCAUGGUAAGGAUUACCAUAGAAGGCAUAAAGUGUGUGGAGUUCAUAGUAAAGCUACUAAGGCUCUUGUUGGGAAACAGAUGCAGAGGUUUUGCCAACAGUGCAGCAGGUUUCAUCUUCUUUCUGAGUUUGAUGAAGGGAAAAGAAGUUGUAGGCGUAGAUUGGCUGGCCAUAACCAACGGAGAAGGAAAACAACGCAGCCUGAGGAGGUUGUAGUUCCGGGGAACCGUGAUAGUACCUCUAACGCCAAUAUGGAUCUUAUGGCUUUGUUAACCGCAUUAGCUUGUGCACAAGGUAAGAAUGAGGUUAGACCUAUGGGGUCUUCAGAUGUGCCUGAAAGAGAGCAGCUUCUUCAGAUACUCAACAAGAUAAGUGCAUUGCCUUUGUCUAUGGAUCUUGUUUCUAAGUUGAACAGUAUUGGAAGUUUAGCGAGGAAAAACUUGGAUCACUCAGGGGUGAACCCUCAAAAUGAUGUGAACGGGGCUUCUCCUUCUACCAUGGAUUUGCUUGCUGUUCUUUCGACAACGUUAGGCUCAUCUUCACCUGAUGCGCUAGCUAUAUUGUCUCAAGGUGGGUUUGGUGCUAAGGAGAGUGACAAGACUAAGUUACCUUCUUAUGACCAUGGUGCUACAACCAACUUGGAAAAGAGAAGCAGUAGUAGUAACCAAUCUCCUUCUCAGGAUUCAGAUUCACAUGCUGACACUAGGUCGAGCUUGUCCCUACAAUUAUUCACCUCCUCACCUGAGGAUGAGAGUCGACCAGCCAUGGCAUCCUCGAGAAAGUAUUAUUCUUCUGCCAGCAGUAACCCUGUUGAGGAUAGAUCGCCAUCUUCAUCUCCAGUCAUGCAGGAGUUUUUCCCAUUGCAGACAUCCCCUGAAACCAUGAGGUCUAAGAAUCACCAAAACACAAGCUCUGCGAGGACUGGGAGUUGCUUGCCUCUUGAUCUCUUUGGUGCAUCAAAUAGAGGAGCUGCAAAUACUAAUUUUAAAGGAUUCGGGCAGCAGUCUGGUUAUGCUUCUUCUGGUUCUGACUACUCUCCUCCUAGCCUAAAAUCUGAUGCUCAGGACCGCACUGGAAAGAUAGUCUUCAAACUACUUGAUAAAGAUCCGAGUCACCUUCCUGGAACAUUACGAACUGAGAUCUAUAACUGGCUUUCGAGUAUUCCAUCAGAAAUGGAGAGUUACAUCAGGCCUGGCUGUGUUGUUCUCUCCGUCUAUCUGGCGAUGUCACCUGCAGCCUGGGAACAACUCGAGCAAAACUUGAUGCAACGGGUUGGGGCUAUGUUACAAGAUUCUCAUUCAAGUUUUUGGAGAAACACGAGGUUUAUACUUAACACUGGUAGACAACUCGCAUCACACAAAAACGGUAAAAUUCGUUGUAGCAAAUCUUGGAGAACUUGGAAUUCACCAGAGCUCAUCUCAGUGUCACCUGUAGCUGUGGUAGCUGGUGAAGAAACAAGUUUGGUAGUAAGAGGUAGAAGCUUAACUAAUGAUGGGAUCAGUAUACGUUGCACACAGGCGGGUAGCUACGUGGAGAUAACCGGGGCAGCCUGUAGACGAGCCAUGUUUGAAGAGUUGAGUGUAAAUAGUUUCAAAGUUAAAAAUGCACAACCUGGUUUUCUUGGACGGUGUUUCAUUGAGGUGGAGAAUGGUUUUAGAGGAGACAGUUUCCCCUUGAUAAUUGCCAAUGCAUCCAUUUGCAAAGAGUUAAAUCGCUUGGAAGAAGAGUUUCACCCCAAAACUCAAGAUAUGUCAGAAGAACAAGCUCAGACCUCAGAUCAUUGUCCCACACCAAGAGAAGAGAUUUUGUGCUUCUUGAACGAGCUUGGUUGGCUCUUCCAGAAGAACCAGAUCUCUGAGCCUAGAGAACAAUCUGACUUCUCCCUGUCCCGCUUCAAGUUCUUGCUCGUCUGUUCAGUUGAAAGAGACUACUGUACUCUCAUCAGAACACUCCUUGACAUGUUGGUAAAGAGAAACUUAGUGAAUGAUGAGCUGAACAGAGAAGCAUUAGAUAUGCUGGCAGAGAUCCAGUUGUUGAACCGUGCGGUUAAGAGGAAAAGCACAAACAUGGUUGAACUACUCAUUCAUUACUCUGUUAACCCCAUGCCGCUUGGUUCCUCUAAAAAGUUCGUUUUCUUACCCAAUAUAACCGGACCUGGAGGUAUCACACCUCUACAUUUAGCUGCAUGUACAUCUGGUUCUGAUGAAAUAGUUGAUCUUCUCACCAAUGAUCCACAAGAGAUGGGUCUUUCGAGCUGGAACUCUCUCUGUGACGCAACAGGGCAAACUCCAUAUAGCUACGCUGCAAUGAGGAACAACCAUACAUAUAACUCCUUGGUGGCUCGUAAACUUGCAGACAAGAGAAACAAGCAAGUCUCACUAAACAUCGAGAUUGUUGAUCAGUUGGGUCAAAGCGGGAGAUUAAGUUCAGAGAAGAACAAGUUAUCAUCAUCAUGUGGUACGUGUGCAACGGUGGCUUUGAAGUAUAGGAGGAAAGCCUCAGGCUCGCAUCGUUUCUUCCCAACUCCUAUCAUUCACUCAAUGCUUGCUGUUGCGACUGUGUGCGUUUGCGUCUGCGUUUUCAUGCAUGCUUUCCCAAUGGUCAGACUAGGGUCUCACUUCAGUUGGGGUGGUUUGGAUUUUGGUUCCAUCUAG
Eruca vesicaria subsp. sativa (arugula) is the source of this 3389-nucleotide messenger RNA. The record is from the annotation of a GenBank genome assembly. Lineage: Eukaryota; Viridiplantae; Streptophyta; Magnoliopsida; Brassicales; Brassicaceae.